AUGUCUGACCUUGGCCCGUUACACCAUUUUUUGGGCAUUACUAUUACUCGUUCAUCCUCAGGACUAUUUUUGUCUCAGUCGCUAUAUGCUCAGGACAUCAUUGCUCGUGCCUCCAUGAAAAAAUGCAACUCAGUGGAUACUCCGGUCGACACCAAUGCCAAGAUCAGUGUUACCUCUGGCCCUGCUAUUAUGGAUCCCACAUUGUACAGAAGCCUAGCCGGUGCUUUGCAGUACCUCACUUUCACACGAACAGAUAUAUCAUAUGCAGUCCAGCAGGUAUGUUUAUUCAUGCAUGAUCCUCGAGAGCCUGACAUGGAGGCCCUUAAGAGGAUUAUUCGCUAUCUUCAGGGCACCAUUGACCACAGAUUAUUUCUCUCCGUCUCCGCUAUCUCUGGCUUAACAACAUACUCUGAUGCUGAUUGGGCGAGUUGUCCUGACUCACGUCGUUCGCCUUCUGGCUUCUGUGUAUUUCUUAGCGACAACCUCUUCUCAUGGUCCUCAAAACGUCAAGCAACAGUUUCUCGAUCCAGUGCUGAAGCAGAAUACAGGGGGGUAGCAAACGCUGUAGCUGAAACAACAUGUCUUCGCAACCUUCUUCUAGAACUUCAUAUACCUCUAUGA
This is a messenger RNA of Papaver somniferum (opium poppy), 621 nucleotides long. RefSeq lists its product as uncharacterized. The transcript has a single exon. The record is from RefSeq and is a predicted model, not a curated record. Lineage: Eukaryota; Viridiplantae; Streptophyta; Magnoliopsida; Ranunculales; Papaveraceae. The coding region runs from base 1 to 621 and encodes 206 amino acids.